AUGUCUUCGGCAUUCCCCAACUACUAUGAACUCUUGCAUCUUUCCCCUACCGCAACGACCGAUGAGAUUCGUACUGCGUAUAAGAAGGAAAGUUUGAGGACACAUCCCGAUCGGUUGGGAAACGCGACACAGGAAGAGAAACGUGCAGCCACGGAGAAGUUCCAGGCUGUCGCAGAUGCAUACUACGUUCUCUCUGAUCCUGUUCGACGCAAAGAAUAUGAUACCCUAUUCGCCCAACGCACAUCACACUUUACUACCGACCCAGGUGCCUCAGAGUCCUUCUUCGCCCAAUUUGCUAAUCUGUUCACUGGUGGUGGAUCGAGCGAGCCUCCUCCACAUCGUCCAGAUCCUGAAGGCGUUUUUGGAGAUGUGUUUGAAGACUUGUUACGUCCCGAGGUAGAGAAACAUGCUAGCUGGUGGACAUACCUCGGGGCCGCAAGCGGUGCUGGGCUGGGGUACAUCAUUGCAAAUAUUCCUGGCAUGAUCAUGGGCGGGUAUGCUGGGAAUCGAUUGGGUGCUAUUCGUGAUGCGAAAGGCAAACCCGUUGCAGUGGUUUUCUCACAGCUCGGAGGAAGCCAGAAGGCAGAGAUCUUGAAAAUCCUUGCCAUCAAAGUGUUGGGGUCAAUCUAA
This is a messenger RNA of Rhizoctonia solani, 630 nucleotides long. Its product is annotated as DnaJ domain protein. The transcript is spliced from 6 exons. The coding region runs from base 1 to 630 and encodes 209 amino acids. The record is from RefSeq and is a predicted model, not a curated record. NCBI's taxonomy places the organism in Eukaryota, Fungi, Basidiomycota, Agaricomycetes, Cantharellales, Ceratobasidiaceae.